Messenger RNA from Lotus japonicus, 2388 nucleotides. RefSeq names its product phosphoglucan phosphatase LSF1, chloroplastic. Gene Ontology annotation, cellular component: chloroplast; starch grain. Lineage: Eukaryota; Viridiplantae; Streptophyta; Magnoliopsida; Fabales; Fabaceae. Gene Ontology annotation, biological process: dephosphorylation; starch catabolic process. The coding region runs from base 190 to 1959 and encodes 589 amino acids. Gene Ontology annotation, molecular function: protein tyrosine/serine/threonine phosphatase activity; protein binding; carbohydrate phosphatase activity. The record is from RefSeq and is a predicted model, not a curated record. The transcript has 10 exons.
UCCCACGUGGAACGCGAAGUCGACAACACGGGUCCGAUGCAAUCGCCACGUGCACCUCCAAUUUCUUACCCUGACCCUGUGCCUCCUCUUCCGCUAAACUUUCUUCGAUUCCAAAAAAACCAAAACCAGAAAUAAAAAACCACCGUCACACUCUCACCUCACACCACUGUAGCCACCACCACCGCCACCAUGUUCCCACUGCAAUUCACCACCCAUUCUCCUCAUCCUCCAUCCUCAUUGCUGAGCAGCAUCAACAGCUCAUCCUUCUGCCCCACGCCUCGCUUCCUCUUCAAUCCCUACAUCAACAACAGUAACAGCAAGCAUUGCUUUCUUCGCUCUAAUGGCGGAAGCCUCAAUCUUAGGGUUUUCGCUAUGUCUGAUAAUUCCAAAUUCAAGAUGAAUCUCAAUGAGUACCUCGUCACUCUUGACAAGCCCCUUGGCCUCCGGUUCGCUCUCACCGCCGAUGGCAAAAUCAUCGUCCAUUCUAUCACCAAAGGGGGUAAUGCUGAGAGAUCAAGGAUAAUUAUGGUGGGUGACACUUUGAAGAAAGCUGGUGAUUCGUCUCAGAACAGUCUUGUUGAGAUUAAAGACGUUGGAGAUACACAGAAGGUGCUACAGGAGCAAACAAAUUCUUUUAGCUUGGUUCUUGAGAGGCCCACAUCUCCUUUUCCCGUCCAACUACUGCAGAAGAUGAAUGAUCUUGAAAUAUUGUUUAAUAGAGGUCGAGUUCCUAUUCUCACAUGGAACAGGACACUAUUGGCAUCAAAUUUACAACCAUCUAGUGAGAGCUGUGGGAAUUCUGGAUUUGUGAUGUUCAGCUCAAAGUUUCUUAAAUCCAAAGGAAGCAAGUUAUUGGGCAAUCAAAACCAACAUGCCAUCACUCAUGGUGAGAGAAAUUUCCUUAGCGAACACACAACACAACUUGCUUGUAUUUUUACUGAAGAAGCAUGUGGAGAUGGAGACUGGGCUCAUGGAAGUUUUCCACUUGAGGAAUAUAUUCAGGCCCUGGAUCGUUCCAAGCAUGAGAUGUACUAUAAUCACUCCCUUGGUAUGCGUUAUAGUAAGAUUACAGAGCAAAUAUUUGUGGGAUCCUGUAUACAAACAGAAGAUGAUGUGGAAACCUUAUCAAAAGUUGAGGGAGUUACUGCUGUGUUGAACUUCCAAAGUGGAGCUGAAGCUGAAAAUUGGGGAAUCAAUGUAAAAUCAAUCAACGACGCUUCUCAAAAGAAUAAUAUUCUCAUGAUCAACUAUCCCAUACGGGAGGGAGAUUCUUAUGAUAUGAGGAAAAAACUGCCAUUUUGCGUGGGGCUUUUACUACGGUUGCUAAGGAAGAAUCUUCGUGUUUUUGUUACUUGCACGUCUGGAUUUGAUCGGUCUCCUGCUUGUGUGAUUGCAUACUUACAUUGGAUGACAGAUGUUUCCCUUCAUGCAGCCUAUACUUGGGUCACUGGGAUGCACACAUGCAGGCCUGACAGGCCCGCAAUUGCAUGGGCGACAUGGGAUCUUAUAGCUAUGGUUGAAAGCGGCACACACGAUGGACCUCCAACACAUGCCGUCACAUUUGUGUGGAAUGGUCAUGAGGGAGAGGAUGUAACUUUGGUUGGAGACUUUACUGGAAAUUGGAAAGAACCACUCAGGGCAAAGCACCAGGGUGGAUCAAGAAAUGAAGUAGAAGUUAAACUUCCACAAGGAAAGUAUUACUACAAGUUCAUUGUUAAUGGACAAUGGAAACAUUCAACUGCUUCACCAGCAGAAAGGGAUGAUAGCGGAAAUGUUAACAAUAUAAUUGUGAUUGGUGAAACCGCCAACGUUCGGCCUUUUGUACAACACCAGCAGAAAGAUGCCAACAUUGUGAAGGUGAUAGAAAGGCCUUUGAAUGAAAAAGAGCGGUUUAUGUUGGCGAAAGCAGCUCGUUGUAUUGCUUUCUCUAUCUGUCCUAUCAGAUUAGCUCCCAAAUAAUUGCAUAGAAGCAUAAAAAUGUACAGAAUUAUUUCAGUUGGCACACGUUACUGAGGCUAUCCCAAUUUGGUCAGAGUUUGUUAUGAAUGCACGUAGUAUGAGUAAUCACACCAUGAGGAGUAUGUAUUGGCAUUCAACUCUUGUAAUAUAUGAGACCAGUCUUGUAUGUUGUACUGCUCAGCUUCCCCUCUUUCCAGCCCUGUGCUUUUUAUCCCCAUUCUGGUAUUCGUAUCAGAUACUCACUGUACCAAUUAUUGCCCUAUGUAAUUUGCUGUUAAGUAUCACAGCUAGAUAUCUUGAUUUUAGUUUUGACAAAUGGCAAGUUUUAGCAAGGUCACUUGUAUUAUAUUUGUUUUUUCAUUGUUUACCUGGAUGGUUUAGGAUCCUCUCAUGUUACAUGAUAAUUUCAAGUAAAACGUUGUUUCUAUC